UACCUGCAGUGACGGGAGCAGGCGGGGGGGGGCCGGCGGCGGACAAAGGGGGCGCCGCGCGAGCCCGCACCCAGCGGCCCCGGAGGGGAAUUGCCAAAAUGCUUUGGAAUUCUUAAACGAUUCAAAAACUGAAGUCUCUGAGGAUACAAAAUCAUAAGAACACAAGAAGCAGCAAGGAGGAUUCAGUGCCAAUGCAGCAACAAAAAAGACAGCCAGAGUUAGUGGAAGGAAAUCUUCCUGUUUUUGUUUUUCCUACAGAACUUAUAUUUUAUGCAGAUGACCAGUCAACACACAAGCAGGUGUUGACUCUAUAUAACCCCUAUGAGUUUGCCUUAAAAUUCAAAGUUCUUUGUACAACUCCAAAUAAAUAUGCGGUGGUUGAUGCUACUGGUGCAGUGAAGCCUCAGUGCUGUGUUGAUAUUGUGAUUCGUCACAGAGAUGUUCGGGCUUCUUACUACGGUGUGAUAGAUAAAUUUCGUCUACAAGUGUCUGAGCAGAGCCAGAGGAAAGCAUUAGGGAAAAAGGAGAUUAUUGCUACUCUACUUCCAUCUGCAAAGGAACAACAACAACAAAAGGAAGAGGAGGAAAAACGAAUAAAAGAACACCUGGCUGAAAGUGUCUUUUUUGAGCAGACUUUGUGUCAACCAGGUAAAAACAGAACUGCCUCGUCGGGACCUAGUUUACUAACAGUCUUCCUGGGAAUAGUGUGUAUUGCAGCACUAAUGCUACCUACAUUGGGGGAAAUGGAAUCCCUGGUGCCUCUCUACCUCCAUUUAAGUGUGAAUCAAAAAUUAGUAGCUGCUUAUGUUUUAGAUUUGAAGAACAGUCACACUAAACUCAAUUCUCCUGUCCCACUACCUGGCAGAAAUGAGGAUUUAAAGGAAACGAGCUAGGCAGCUUCAAACUGAUAGCUAGAGGUGAGGUAGUGAUGGGAAAAGAUGCAAGUUCUUAAUGGUUAAUGCGCACACUCAGUUGACUGACUCAUGCAGGUCAGUCUGCUGAAAUGGUUUGAAAACUCACUUGUCGCUCUUUGCCUGAGCCGAUAGUGAUGUAUUUUCAGAUCAGGACCUUGCACUAAUCCUUGCUUUGUUUUUAUCUCUAGCUUUGAAAAUUAUCUCUAGCUUUGAAAAUUACUCCAGUUCCUGCUGGUGCUAACUAUAGUGUUAAACCAUUUGACUUUAUCUAUUUGCAACAACUUAACCCAUUUCUAGAUUCACUGUGAAGUUCUUACAGGUUUUGAUUCCUUUGGUAGCAGCAUUUUUAGUGUUCAUUAAAAGAUCCUUCUGUGUGCAACUCUUGCUCAUGUAGAAAGUUGAUUGCUCUUGAGAAGAUGAAACCACUUUCUUCCACAACGAAGUACAACUGGAUUGUGUAGCAUUUAAUUGAAAAGGGAGGUUAAUACCACACCAACUGGGCUAUAUGAUAUCUGAGAAGUAUUUGCUUUACAGCAAUGAGUUAAACCCUUUAUUGCCUGAAAGUCCCUGUACAAGUGGUAUAGGCUGUCCUGUAGCAGCUUCUAGAAGCCUCUGUUAUUACUCUGCGAUGAUUUAGAUAAUCCAAGCAAAGGCCUACAGCAGUUGUAGUAGUACUAAUUGUCUAAGCCAAUACAGACCAUAAGAAAUAGCUGAACUGUAAUUCCUCUUUAAUGGAUGAAUUGCUUAUAUAAUGGAAGGCAGUGUUACAACUCUGUUCUGUCAUGCUUCUAUCUUCAAAAUCUUUAUAAAGUAAAUAAGUUAAAUCAGCAUGUAGUGGUAGGAUAGUAGAAUAGUCUCAGAAAUUUCUUUAUCCAUGGUGAGAUCUGUAGGCUUUAGCUAAGUUCUCUGCAGUGAAAUGCUGUUAUAUUAACAUCAUCUGAGUCUACAAGAGAGAUUGCCUAAGAACUGAUAAAUUACUAUUUUGAUGUUACGUAAGGUUGGAAUUCAAGGAGCCCUAUGUUUUUCCAUAUGCCUCUUUGCCUUGUGCCGUGUAACUCAUGGCUAAGAACUUGCAGAUUUGUACUUUUUCCUGUAUCAGCACAUAAUUAAAGUGAACUUAUCAGUGUGUCAUGAGUAGGUUUAUUAGCCCCACGUUUCCUGCUUUCAUCUGUUUUUAAUUGUUUUUAACCUCUAUCAGAGCAGUUCUUUUUUUUUUUUCCUCCCUCUUCAAAGGUCACAACAAAGACUCUGUAGAAAGCUCCCUAUGCAGACUGACAAGGAAGCUUAACAUCUUUGUCUAAAACUAGUCUUUGAUCAGUUAUUCUGCAGAGAGCAGAAACAAAAAUGUCUUGGAGCCUUCAGCUAAUCUGCCUUACUGAUGGUUCAGCAAUUGAAUUACACUGCCCAUGACUAGCCCCCAUGAAAACUGGUAGCUUAUAUGCUAGUGUUACACUUACAAGUCAAAAUCUCAAUGUUAAGAUUUU
Molecule: messenger RNA, 2398 nt
Organism: Haliaeetus leucocephalus (bald eagle)
Lineage: Eukaryota; Metazoa; Chordata; Aves; Accipitriformes; Accipitridae
Gene: MOSPD1
Product: motile sperm domain containing 1
Exons: 6
Coding region: 192-893 (233 amino acids)
Cellular component (GO): cytoplasm
Source: RefSeq, a predicted model, not a curated record